AUCGCGGCGACGGCGCUAUAGCACUUGAGUAUUUUUGUUUGGUUUGUUGACGUUUGGCGCUGAGCGUUGCGUUUUCGUUUGACAGUUGUUCUAAGAGGCGGUACAUCGUUCCAGCGCAAAAAAAAAACAACAAUUCACCUUAACCAGCCCACUUUACCAGCUUCACGCAAUCAGUGGCGGCUCGUUUAUCUUAUCAGCCCCGGAACAAAGUGUGUGUGUUUUUUUUCUCCGUGCACAACAAUUAGAAAAAGAGGCAAACGCGAUUAGCACCCUUGUCGGAUGAUACGAGCGAAUCGUUGUAUUGUGCAGCGGACAGUCGUAUGAGAAGCGCUCCAGCCCGUACACACGGAGUUUUACGUGGAUUUCCUAUAACCGUUAAUUGCUAGCACGGCCCAUAGUUUAGCACAACCGCAUCAAAAUGUGUGCCACGACGAAAAUGCUACAAUCGUGCAUCUCACUGCCGUUGGACGAACCCCAGCUGCUGGACGUGGUGGAGAAGGCGAAGGAUUGGGCGAUCAUGCACGGGGCAGCGAUGCGUUCCAAGCAAAACUUCGAUCAGGAUGCGUUGCUGUUUGCUCCGUUCAUACUGACACCAUCCUCCUUUCCCCGGAAAGAGUUCCAGAAGGCGGUGGAACUGCAACCGCUGCUAAACGAGCUGAUUCAUUCCGUUGCUCACGAUAGCCAGUUUCUGCUGACGACGCUCAGCUCAACCGAGAAGGUGGAUGAGUUCACCCGCUCACUGAUCACCAUCUACCGGACGGUAUUGGACGAGGGUAUUGCUCAGCCCAUCAGUUUGGGGCUGCUGCGGUCGGAUUUGAUGCUGGAGACGAGGUGCGACGACGAAUGUAGCGGACGGACGCGCGCCUUUAACGCUUACUGCUGCUGGAAGCAGGUGGAAAUCAACACGAUCGCGUCGGGUUUCGGUCAUCUCGGGCCCUCAAGCAAAUAUCUGCAAAGCUAUGUUCUGACGGAGCUUGGGCAUCAGGAUAAGCUGGUAAAUCUACCGGAAAACAAUGCACUGUCCGGUUUGUGCGAUGCGAUGGUUGAGGCCUGGAAGUUACAGGCCCGCUCGUCGGCAGCCAUUUUGUUCGUCGUGGAGGACGUCACGUACAACAUCUGCGAUCAGCGGUUCCACGAGUUUUACAUCCGCAAGGCGUACCCGCAUGUGGCCGUUAUACGCCGAACGCUAACGCAGAUUAGUAAAACGGGAAAGCUUGGCGCCGGCAAGGAGCUUCUAAUCGAUGGUACCGAAGCGAGCGUUGUAUACUUCCGGGCCGGGUAUGAACCGGGCCAUUACUAUGGGCAGGCUGAGUGGGAUGCCCGGCUGCUGAUCGAACGGUCGGUCGCGAUCAAGUGUCCCUCGAUACAGUACCAUCUGGCCGGUACGAAGAAGGUGCAGCAGGCGCUGGCCAAGCCGGAGGUGUUGCGCCGGUUUGUCGGUGACGAAACGAAGAUUGAGGCGAUUCGCGACAUCUUUACUGGGCUGUAUUCGCUCGAUCAGGACGAGGGUGGUGAUGAAGCGAUGGCACUUGCACUGUCCGAUCCAGAACGCUUCGUGCUGAAACCGCAGCGUGAGGGCGGUGGUAACAAUGUGUACGGUGAGGACAUACCGGCCGCACUGAAGGCGAUGAGUAAUGAGGAACGCUCGGCCUGGAUUUUGAUGGAGCGCAUCUUUCCACCGCUGUCGACGGGUUACAUGGUACGCCCGAAUGGACCGUCACCGCCACCGUUGGUGCAGCUUGUUUCGGAGUUGGGCAUUUUCGGCACCAUCAUUGGCUCAAAGGACAACGUGCUGUACAACAAACAGGUAGGGCAUAUGCUGCGUACGAAGCUGUCCUCAUCGAACGAGGGUGGAGUUGCGGCCGGUUCUGGAGCGCUGGACAGCCCGUACCUCAUCGAUUAAGACACUCCACGAACGCAUUUUUUCAAUCCACUGGCGGUGCAAUUAAUAGUUAGAUAGGGAGAUAGAGAGCGUGUAGAACGAGAGAAAAGGAUAGGAAUAGAGAAAGACAGAACGGGUAGAGUGGUGACGACUAUCAUUGAUUCAUUGCUCCACUAUCCGCAUCGGCGGAAUUGCCGCGAUGAUAAAUUGCAUCUACGCGUCAGAGUGAAUCAUAUUUACCCAGCAUUACACAGAUUGUUAUUUUUCCCCCUCUCAGAGGUAAUAAAUCACGAAAAACUUUAGUAACAUA
This is a messenger RNA of Anopheles stephensi (Asian malaria mosquito), 2192 nucleotides long. RefSeq names its product glutathione synthetase-like. NCBI's taxonomy places the organism in Eukaryota, Metazoa, Arthropoda, Insecta, Diptera, Culicidae. The record is from RefSeq and is a predicted model, not a curated record. Gene Ontology annotation, cellular component: cytosol. The coding region runs from base 419 to 1903 and encodes 494 amino acids. Gene Ontology annotation, molecular function: ATP binding; glutathione synthase activity; glutathione binding. The transcript has 6 exons. Gene Ontology annotation, biological process: glutathione biosynthetic process.